AUGCAGACUGUGAAAUGUCUCACGGUAGGAGAUGCAUCGGCUGGGAAAAUAGAGCUCUUGAUUACCUAUACAUCCAAAAGGUACCCAGAGGAUUCGAUUGAAAGGGAAUGUCACUCCCUUCCUGUUGUUCACACCAUGAUCAAUGGUGAGCCUUAUACUUUGGGGCUUUUCGAUACUGCUUCAUCAAGUGACUACGACAGACUACGGCCCCUGUCUUAUCCACAGACAGACGUCUUCCUGUUGUGUUUUGCUGUGGACAGUCCUGAAUCUUUUCAAAACAUUUCUGAAAAAUGGGCACUAGAAGUGAAACAUUUUUGCCCUGGCGUGCCGUUUAUACUUGUGGCAACGAAAGCAGAGUUAAGGGAUGAUGAGGACGUAAAGAAAAGGUUGAAAAAGAAGAAUCAGGAGCCGGUGACAACGGAGGAUGGCAAAGCCAUGGCCGAGAGGAUCGGAGCCUACGCUUACAUGGAAUGUUCAGCCAAGACUUCUAGAGGGCUCCGGGAAGUGUUUGACACCGCUAUCCUCGCCGCUCAUCCAGCUCUUCGCUCCACUCUGAAACGCAGCUGUUGCCUGCUAUUGUGAGGAGGACUUUACCAAAUAGCCAAACAUGUAAACAGGGAAGCUAAUGUUCGCCCUCAACUGGUUAGUGUUUAUUUCUCAAAUCAGAGUUGAAAUGACCAUUGGCACUCAUGCAGUUUCACAUCGCUUUGAACAAAUUGGUACCGUGUGUGUGUUUGUGCGCACACGCCUGUGUGUGUGUGUGUGUCACAUCAAUGAGGCAGUCUGUUAUUGCUUUGGAUAUAUUUUAUGCAUCAAUGUAAAUGAUUUGCAAAAUUCUGAUUGUUGAAUAGUCUCUACCCCAAACAUAUUUAGUCUGGUUAGUGUACUGUAUAUUAUGAUGUCAACAUGCUUCAACUGUAAUUGUUAACAAUAUGAUUUAGGCCACUUCAAGUCAAGACUAUAGGCCUGGCCCACCCUAAACUCAGUGCUGUAUAACCAGUCAGAGUAUAUACAAUGUGUAUAACACUUAACUGUUGAUUUGAUGAUGCUUUAUUAAAUUUGG
Messenger RNA from Engraulis encrasicolus (European anchovy), 1063 nucleotides. RefSeq lists its product as uncharacterized. The coding region runs from base 1 to 582 and encodes 193 amino acids. Gene Ontology annotation, molecular function: GTP binding; GTPase activity. The transcript has a single exon. Gene Ontology annotation, biological process: small GTPase-mediated signal transduction. The record is from RefSeq and is a predicted model, not a curated record. Lineage: Eukaryota; Metazoa; Chordata; Actinopteri; Clupeiformes; Engraulidae.